AUGCCACGGAAUCCGUUGGAAUGCCCGGGUAAGUUUUAUUUUUGUUCAUAGUGUAAUGUAAGUAUCAGUCUGUUGGGAAAAUAAUGUGGAGUUGUCGCUGCCAAAAAAAUUCUCAUCGAAGUGGCGCAUCAAAUUUCCAACCGCGGCUAGCCGUCACAAGGCGACGAUGGGCGAUUCGAAGAUGAAUCCACAUUAUUUUCCCGACAGACUGAUAUUUUCUCGGGAUCUCUUAAGCCAGACUGCAACUGAUCAAAAGCCAAUUUUUCAACUGUGUCGCCAUAAAUUUUGCACGCGCGAUAGACCUAUAAAUAUCAGUCGGGAAAAUAAUGAGCACUAUGCCUCUUUGCCGAUUACAUCGUCGAAUUGAAAAGCAACUUUAUUUUAACGCGACACAAUUCAUUUUCCCGGCGGCAAUGCAAUUUCGGACGCGACAGAAGGCUCAUUAUUUUCCCGACAGAGAAAUAAAGAUUUCGCCUCGUCGCAAAUCGCCAGGCGUUGCCAGCCGUCGCAAAGCAAUGAUGGGCGAUUCCAAGGCUUGAUGAAUCCACAUUAUUUUCCCGACAGACUCAUAUAUAUUUCGGUUGUGGCAACAAAGGCGUCGCAUGUAAAAUCGAAAAAGAAAUAGAGAGGAGAUUCUUCAAGCUGGUCUUCGGUCACAAAUAUCACUCUGUCGGAAAAAUAAUGAGCGCCCUGUCGCAUCGAAAAUCGCAUCGUCACCGAGAAAAUGAAUUGUGUCGCGAUAAAAUCAAAUUGCUUUUCACUUCAGCGACGCGGCUGGGACAGCAGGCUCAUUAUUUUCCCGACAGACUGACGGAGCAUCCGAAAAAUUCUAUUUUUACCGAUUCCUUGACCAAUUUGGUCCUUUCUUGAACGUUGCAACGCGUUGCCCCACACGAAAGAGUUAGUAUCCAUAAGUAAUCAAUUUUUGAACACUUUAGUCUCUCAUUGUUUUCUCUAUUCAUGUUUUUCCUCUCCAUGGAGCCGCCCCAUUCGAACAAUGGGUUCUUUUUCAAUUUUAAUGAAUUUGUCUGAUGGAUGAGCGGGCCCAAUUCAAAAUGUCCCACUUUUCAACACUCGUUUAAGUCGUUCUCCUUGAAGCCCUUUCACUUGACCUUUUCGAAAAAGUGACAUCUGUCGGUUAUGACCGUUUUUCCGAGGGCGGACGUUCGACUCAUCUUUUUGAUGUUUGUGUUCAAAUUUUUUCCGACAAUUUGCUUUCUUGAGCUUCAAAAUUUAUACGAUUUAUAGCAGAAGCAUUUCAUAUAGCAGGUCCUACCGUUGAUCAUUUCAUUGAUAAUUUUAUGUCAGUCUGUCGGGAAAAUAAUGAGCACAAUGUCGCAAUAUCGUCGCUGAAGUGAAAAGAAAUUUGACUUUAUCGCGACACAACUCAUUUUCUCGGCGAAUAUGCGACUUUCGAUUCGACACAGCGCCCAUUAUUUUCCCGACAGACCAAUAAUAUACAUUCUUGAAAGCGAAAAAAUUGUUUUCACAACAUUUGUUUAGUAAUUUUUGGAACACAAUUUGCCUAAUAAGUUCUAAACCAAUUUGACUCCCAAUCUGAGCCCUGAGAAUUACAACGUUUGUUUAUGUCCGACCCACGUUUACUUUGGGAAAAAGGAUACUUUUUGUCUUACGGAAAUGUCCUCGCAUAGUCAACGAAAGUUUAUGCUCUCACGUUCCCUGCUUAGAACUCUAGCUAAAGGGGAAACAAGACAAGUUCAAAGCUCAGAGUUUGGUGAGAUUUGUGACAAAUUUAGAACACUUUUUUAUAAGGCCCUGUAAAGCGCGAGCUACAGUUCUUAGCCAUUGGUAUAUGAUAUAUAUUGAUAUAUGUCGUAUGUACAAAAUGUGCGCAAAAUUUAAUAAAAAUCUGACCGUCGCACUUGGAAUACUUCCUCUGUAAACCCUAUUAGGAGUUUUUUCCGUUCUCGUCUCAACAAAUUGCCCAAGUAGUUUCCGUUGUUUACCCGACAGCUCUAUACUACAUUAGUAGUAUUUUCGUAAAGUGCAUGGACAUUCGUCGCGUCUCGCGUCGUGCACAAAAAACACCCCUCUUGUACCGUCCAUUUCACUCGCGCCCGCAGUUGAAAAAAGAUUAGGUCGCAGCGAUUUUUGGAUUGCACAGGGACCAAUUUGACAACCCCAAUCUCCCAUACAUUUAGUGCAAAAUCUGCGUAAAAAUUGAAUUUUUGCUGAUUUGGGGGUCAUUUUUAUUCUAGGGUGGGGUUGUGUGGCGCUCUCUGGGAACCCUGAAAAUUCGAAAUUCCCAUGCAUGACCAUCUUGUAGAGAAUCGAACUCGACACACAUAGGCAAAAAGAAAUUUGUCAAUACGAUCAUGCAACCUGCACUUCUGGGUUGCAGAAGUUUUAAAAAUGAUUUUUUUCAAUUGUCAUCGGGAAGUUUAUGCUGCGGUGUUCCCUACAAUAUUUAUAUUUUCUGAAAGCCAGCUUUUUGCUCUAUUGCCGUACCAAAUUUCAGCCUUCUAGCGCCAACGGCUAGCGAGAUAUAGAGAUAAAAAGCAAGCGAACUUCGAAAAAAAUUGUAAAAGUCGCGGAGACCGGUUGUGUCCCAAAAGUACAGAAUGCCGUUCCCGGCAUAAAAAUGAACCCGAAGUGAGCAAAAAUUCAAUUUUUAUGCCGAUUUUGCACUAAAUGUAUGGGAGAUUGGGGUUGUCAAAUUGGUCCCAGGGCAACAGGUCAAAUGUGCAGUGUGAAAAGCUCUGCACUGCAGGAUGAGCCAAGUCUUUCUCCUUGGAUGGUCAACUCUUCCUCUCAAAAUUCUUUUUUGUCAAGAUUAAUAUAAAUUUCAUUAUGUUUCAAUCUAUAUACAUCGACACAACAAUAACUCCAAAAGUAAGUUAAAUUAACCCUCUUUCUAUAUAUGCAAUGAUUUUUUGCAUUACAUAAGUUUAUCCUUGCGCAUUUAGCCAUUGUUGUAGGUAUACAAAUUUAGCUGAAUUCUGUUCGUUCUUGCGAUUCCAUGAACGGAAUUUGAAAGUCUUCCCCACAAAAGAACCGGCGUCGAGCCUUCGUGGUGCCAGAAUUGUUUCAGCAUGAAAGGACUUACAGUUUUUUUGUUGAUUCGAUUUUCGAUAUUACACUAGGUACUUUUAUCAAGUUGCAGGCAAAAUCUAAUGUUUUUGAAGUUUAAACCCGGAAAACUACAAAGCUGAGCCAUUACUAAACCGUCCCCAACAUAAAUAUUCUUUCAAACCAGGGUUUGAGAUGUCUUAGGGUCUAAGUGAUCAAGUACAACGUGGAUCUAAAAAAGUCUCAAAUACCUCUCAUUCUGUUCUAAACAUUUUUUACAUUGACCAGAGAUCUUUUAAAUAUGGUUUGCGAAGUAUUAAUACGCAUCUAUGGCCGCGGAUACAUCAAAGUUUUUCCAUACCUAAAAUCUGAAAAAAAAUCAAAAACGACAAUAAAAGGGGGGAAAUAAAUGUUACGACGUUAAGAAUGCUAAAAUAAAGUUUUAUUGUCCAUUUAGACCUUACAUGACGUAAAACGUGACCUAAUCUCGCCUUAAACUUACAAAAGUACCUAGUGUAAUAUCGAAAAUCGAAUCAACAAAAAAACUGUAAGUCCUUUCAUGCUGAAACAAUUCUGGCACCAAGAAGGCUCGACGCCGGUUCUUUUGCGGGGAAGACUUUCAAAUUUCGUUCAUGGAAUCGCAAGAACGAACAGAAUUCAGCUAAAUUUGUAUACCUACAACAAUGGCUAAAUGCGCAAGGAUAAACUUAUGUAAUGCAAAAAAUCAUUGCAUAUAUAGAAAGAGGGUUAAUUUAACUUACUUUUGGAGUUAUUGUCCUGUCGAUGUAUUAGGGUGAACCAAAAGUCUUUUCGUUUUUUAAGGCAUCUUUUUGUCCGUCUGUUUUUGUACGAAAUAAAAACUUUUAGAUGAAUGUAUUAUAUAUAUUUUUAAAGGUCUUGAACUGCUUUAUCAUAAUAUAUAUUAAAACUUUUAAUUGGUCUUUUAUUUAAAAUCUUUUAACCUGUAGAAAAAACAUGGAAAAAUCCGAAAUUCGUGUUUUUUUACGUCCUUACCGGAAACAUGGCUUUAACGCAACUGCAGCAGCAAAGAAGAUAAGCGAAGUUGAAGGCUACAAUGUGGUCUCAGAUCGUACUGCGCGAUUGGUUCAAACGAUUCAACGACGGCGACACGGACCUCGAGGGCAAGACAUCUUAAAAAACAAUUUUGAAGGCGUAAUUCACUUCGAGUUGGUUCCAAAUGGUCGGACUAUCGACGCAGACCUCUAAUACGCUCCACUCGAUCGAAUGUAUGCGGCGCUUGGCAAAAAAUAUCCCGCUUUGAUCAAUCGAAUGCGCGUACCCCUACAACAAGACAACGCAAAACCUCGCUCCGCCAAACAAACGAAGGAAAAGAUCAAAACUCUCGACGCCAUUGAACUUCUUCCACACCCAGCGUAUAUUUCGCAGCUUGCGCAAUACGACUAUCACCUUUUCCGGUCCAUGGCGCACUUUCUGCGUGGUCGUAGCUUCAAUGAUCUGGACGAUGUCGAAGACGGGUGCCGCGAGUUUUUCGCCUCUAUGAACAAGGAGCGGUACCGCAGCGGGAUCGCACAACUUGCCGAUAGAUGGGUUCAAGCCAUAGAUUCAAAUGGCCUUUACUUCGAAACUUGACUAGUGUUCGUUUGUUGUAAAAUUAUGUUUAAAGUUUUAAUAAAAAAAACGAAAAGACUUUUGGUUCACCCUAAUAUGUAGAUUGAAACAUAAAGAAAUUUAUAUUAAUCUUGACAAAAAAGAAUUUUGAGAGGAAGAGUUGACCAUCUAAGGAGAAAGACUUGGCUCAUCCUGCAGUGCUCUGCUACAAAAAGUCUACGUAUGUUUUAAGAAAAGCAUGACACAAAAAUUUUAAUUUUUUUUACUUGCAAAUCGUUUUUUUUUUUCGUCAUCUCAUUUUCGCCGAAUUCCAAGCCCCCGAAACUCUAUAAAUUUGGACGCAAUCAAAAUUCCAAAAUUCCGCCCGCUUCAAACGCGCUUCGCAAGUAUCGUCGCAUAGCAUCAGCGGCUAUUUAGGAAUUCCCAAGUGGCGGAAACAUUGCGUUCGCUGAGGGAUGAAAGAUAACAAUAGAAUGAGGAAUAGACUCCCGCAAUAUCUUUCGCAAAAAUGGGUCUGCACUUCGCUUUUUUUUGGAGCUGCAAACUAAAUUGGGGUUUUUUGGAAGUUUGGGUGAACUUCAAAAAUGGAAUAUUGGUAUUUUCAUAAAGUGCAUGGAUAAUUUUUCCUCUUCCGCACAAUGCAUUUGAACUUUUUUUUUGGCAGAAAGGUCGCCAAAUAACUCUUCAGUUUUUUUCAGGAUUCCCCCGACUCUACGGUAUAAACACGACAAAACCGGCCAACCUGGAAAGACUGCUCAUCGACACACAAUUCAGUCGAACUGAACUUCGACAACUUUAUCGGCAUUUCAAGGAUGUAAGUUCCAAAUUCGCAAGUCGUUUCUGCUAUCAGUCUGUCGGAAAAUAGUCAGCGAUCUUUUGUCGAUAGACAUAUUACGGUUUGGUAUUUACAUGCAAGCAAGGUUUAUGUUAUAAUACGGCGUAAAAUAAGUUUUUUACAUGGCGCGGUCCGCGCGAAAAAGUCUACGCACUCUUGGCCUAGAAUUGUCAAGACUUAGUUCUAAGUCGAGGUAUAGGAUGGCCCCUAACUUGCCCUCUACUCCUAGUAUCCGCUGCCCCUACUAACCCGGAGACACAAAUAGAGAACUCUAUCAAUAAACUGCGGACUCACGCAAAAUUGAUUCCACUUUGUAUCGACACGACCGGACUGGAUCAAACGGAAAUUCCAACAAUUCCAAAUAUAUGUUUAUCUCACCAACGAGUGACCGAAAAGCGGUCGAUCCAUUACAUUUAUAUCAAAAUAUUCGUGUUCAUGCUAAUCUCUGGGAAUUCUUCACGGAAUCGUGACAGCAUGCAGUCGACUGUAGUCUACUUAUUUUGCUUUUAGUUCUGCCCCAAUGGAGUUCUGAGUCUCGACCAAUUAAAGCAAUUCUACGCGCAAAUCUUCCCCAAAGGCAAGUCGGAGGAAUACGCGUGCUUUGUGCAUCGUGCAUUCGACUUGAACAAUGAUGGAAAUGUCGACUUCGAGGUAAUCUGAAUAAAGUAGUCUCUGUCCCGUAUUUUACCUACAAUAUCAUCGAAUUAGACACAAAUUUUUAUGUCCAAAGCCCUAUUAUAAAUCAUCCUUUUCGCAUCUUUAGGAUCUCGCUAUAACCUACUCAAUUCUCACUCGAGGAACAGCUGAAGACCGUGCCGAAUGGGUCUUCAAUUUCUAUGACUCGCAAAAGGAAGACAGAGUGGGACGGAUCCAACUGCUGUCAGUUAUGAAGUCAAUCUACGGGCUACUCGGUGAUCAUGUACGGCCGGUCCACGCACCCGCAAUAUUCAGCCAUAUGUGCGAGGUUUUUGAGGCAAGUAUGAGUUUGUGUGUGGUGCGAAAAAUUAUAGUAAAAUACGACGCCAUUUACAAACUGUGGCUUUUUUUAGCGAAUCACCAAAAACGAAAGCCAAUUCAUAUCCCGCCAGCAAUUCCUCGACUACAUUCUGAAUACCUCAUUGUCGGAGAGCACCUGCACCCCGAGGAACUCCUCCAACGAGGACUCAGUGAUCUCGCUCGACUCUCGGAUGAGCACCGAGAACUUUGUCACUCCCUAUUCCUCACAGUUCAGCGUCAAUGAUGCGCCAGAGCUGGUGAUAACACCGGGUUCCAGCCAAGGCGAGGGAACUUCGUUUUUCUCAAUGAAUGAGAAAGAGGAAGAUGUGGAAGAAGUGGAGACGCCAAGAGGAUAA
Molecule: messenger RNA, 6807 nt
Organism: Bursaphelenchus xylophilus (pine wood nematode)
Lineage: Eukaryota; Metazoa; Nematoda; Chromadorea; Rhabditida; Aphelenchoididae
Source: the annotation of a GenBank genome assembly